This is a messenger RNA of Spea bombifrons (plains spadefoot toad), 2893 nucleotides long. Its product is annotated as glycogen phosphorylase, brain form. Gene Ontology annotation, biological process: glycogen catabolic process. Gene Ontology annotation, molecular function: glycogen phosphorylase activity; pyridoxal phosphate binding. The transcript is spliced from 20 exons. The coding region runs from base 113 to 2644 and encodes 843 amino acids. The record is from RefSeq and is a predicted model, not a curated record. Lineage: Eukaryota; Metazoa; Chordata; Amphibia; Anura; Pelobatidae. Gene Ontology annotation, cellular component: cytoplasm.
GCAGUUACUAGUGGAAGGACUGGGGGCAUAGGCUGAUCACCCAAAUCAUCAGCUUCGAGCAGAGACCUGAGACUCCUUCCCAGCUUGUCUUGCUCAUCCCCAUUGUCAAGAAAUGGCUGCUCCUCUGACAGACAGCGACAAGAGGAAGCAGAUUAGUGUGAGGGGCAUCGCAGGGCUCGGGGAUGUGUCUGAAGUCAGGAAGAGCUUCAAUAGGCAUCUCCACUUCACCUUAGUGAAGGAUAGGAACGUGUCCACCCCGAGAGACUAUUACUUCGCCCUGGCACAUACUGUCAGGGACCAUCUGGUGGGACGAUGGAUCAGAACCCAGCAAUAUUACUACGAGAAGGACCCCAAGCGUAUUUAUUACUUAUCACUGGAAUUCUACAUGGGCCGAACUCUUCAGAACACAAUGCUGAACUUAGGUCUCCAGCACGCCUGCGACGAAGCUGUUUACCAGCUUGGACUGGACAUGGAGGAACUGGAGGAGAUUGAAGAAGAUGCUGGUCUUGGUAAUGGUGGACUGGGCCGUUUGGCAGCUUGCUUCCUUGACUCCAUGGCCACACUUGGCCUUGCUGCUUAUGGGUAUGGAAUCCGAUACGAAUUUGGGAUAUUCAACCAAAGAAUUAUGAAUGGCUGGCAGGUUGAAGAGGCAGACGACUGGUUGCGUUAUGGUAAUCCCUGGGAGAAAGCUCGCCCGGAGUACAUGCUUCCAGUUCAUUUCUACGGCAGAGUGGAGCACACAGCUGAAGGAGCAAAAUGGGUGGACACACAGAUUGUCCUUGCGAUGCCCUACGACACUCCAGUCCCAGGAUACAAAAACAACACUGUUAACACCAUGAGGCUUUGGUCUGCUAAAGCACCCAAUGAGUUUAACCUGCAAGAAUUUAAUGUUGGUGAUUAUAUUGAGGCCGUAUUGGACAGAAAUCUUGCUGAAAAUAUCUCCCGGGUUCUGUAUCCCAAUGACAACUUCUUUGAAGGUAAGGAGUUGCGGCUGAAGCAGGAGUACUUUGUUGUAGCUGCCACCCUCCAGGACAUCAUCAGACGCUUCAAGUCUUCCAAGUUUGGAUGUCGUGAUCCAGUUAGAACCUGCUUUGAUACUUUCCCAGACAAGGUUGCUAUCCAAUUGAAUGACACACAUCCUGCACUUGCCAUCCCUGAGCUCAUGAGGAUACUUGUUGAUGUUGAGCAGCUAGACUGGGAUAAGGCUUGGGAUGUAACUAAGCGGACCUGUGCUUACACCAAUCACACGGUGCUACCUGAAGCCCUGGAGCGCUGGCCCGUUCAUCUGUUUGAGAAACUACUGCCACGUCACCUGGAGAUUAUCUAUGCAAUCAACCAGAAACACCUGGAUGAAGUAGCUGCAUUGUAUCCUGGAGAUAUGGAUCGUCUGAGAAGGAUGUCAGUAAUUGAAGAAGGAGAUUGUAAAAGAAUUAACAUGGCGCAUCUGUGUGUUAUUGGAUCUCAUGCUGUGAAUGGAGUGGCCAGGAUUCACUCAGAGAUUGUGAAAAACACUGUAUUUAAAGACUUCUAUGACCAGGAACCAACAAAAUUUCAGAACAAGACAAAUGGUAUUACUCCAAGGCGCUGGCUAAUGUUGUGUAACCCAGGUCUGGCUGAUAUCAUCGCAGAGAAAAUCGGAGAGGAUUUUGUGACAGAUUUGAGCCAACUAAAGAAAUUGUUGGAUUUUGUGGACGAUGAGAGCUUUGUGCAUGAUGUGUCCAAAGUCAAGCAGGAGAAUAAGCUGAAGUUUUCUGUUUAUCUGGAGAAUGAAUACAAAGUAAAGAUCAACCCUUCUUCCAUGUUUGAUGUUCAAGUCAAGAGAAUCCACGAAUACAAAAGGCAGCUGCUAAACUGUUUACAUAUCAUUACUCUCUACAACCGAAUCAAGAAGGACCCAUCCAAACUCUUUGUGCCAAGAACGGUUAUGAUUGGAGGAAAGGCAGCCCCUGGUUAUCACAUGGCUAAAAUGAUAAUCAAGCUGAUCACCUCUGUUGGAAACAUCAUAAAUAAUGAUCCUGUUGUUGGUGACCGAUUGAAAGUCAUCUACUUGGAGAAUUACCGGGUAUCACUAGCUGAAAAAGUUAUUCCAGCAGCUGAUUUGUCUCAGCAAAUAUCCACCGCGGGCACAGAGGCUUCUGGCACUGGCAACAUGAAGUUUAUGUUGAAUGGAGCACUCACCAUAGGGACCAUGGAUGGGGCUAAUGUGGAAAUGGCUGAGGAAGCCGGAGAGGAAAACCUGUUCAUAUUUGGCAUGAGAGUUGAAGACGUCGAAGCACUGGACAAGAAAGGGUACAAUGCGAAGGAGUACUACGAUCGAAUCCCUGAGCUACGGCAGGCGAUGGAUCAGAUAAGGGAUGGCCGAUUCUCUCCAAGGGAACCUGAUCUUUUCAAAGAUGUUGUCAAUAUGCUGAUGAACCAUGACAGGUUUAAAGUAUUUGCUGAUUUUGAGGCUUAUAUAAAAUGUCAGGAGAAAGUGGAUCAGUUGUACAUGAACCCCAGGGAAUGGACAAAGAAAGUCAUCAAGAACAUUGCGUGCUCUGGAAAGUUCUCUAGCGACAGGACAAUUAGCGAAUAUGCAACUGAGAUCUGGGGGGUCGAGCCAUCAGCGGUGAAGAUUCCACCUCCCAACAUUCCCAGGGAAUAAAGCUGAAAUGAGUGCAUGUGCUCUGCGUUCUCCACCACUAGUUUGAUUGGUUCAGAAUUAGUUUCUGUUCACGAGUUGUUACUUAGAACCACUUUCCACUUUACUUAAGUUGUAUUCUUGUCUCUGGUUAAAAAAAUGCUUUCAUUGUGUUGUCCUACGCUGCCCUAAGCCUGCAGUCGCAAAUGAAAUAGAACACUUUAAUAGUUAAAAUAUCCUAAUUGACCCGAGAGGUUCCAAUAGUAAUGAAAA